Funneliformis geosporum is the source of this 471-nucleotide messenger RNA. Lineage: Eukaryota; Fungi; Glomeromycota; Glomeromycetes; Glomerales; Glomeraceae. The record is from the annotation of a GenBank genome assembly.
AUGGAAGAACAACACGAAAAACCUUUGUUGAAUGAGAAUGAUUUUCAAGAAGACAACUUUGAAAUAGAUGAGGAUGCUUCUCGAUGUUCCAACGGAAUAAUUAAGUCAGAAAAUGAAAAAGAAAUCGAUAUCAAAAUGUGCUUACAUGACUUUGAUAUCGAAUUUCAAGUCUUUGAUAAUAUCCUGGUAAUCUUUGGCAAGUGGAAACCUAUUGACGGAGAAAUUGUACCCCCAGUGCCACAACAAAAAGGUCGUCGUUAUCAAUCUUUUGUCCGUCCGAUUUCAUUACCCGCUAAUGUGAACACUGAGAAGAUUCAUAAGUUGGUAGAAGAUGGGGUUAUACAUGUAAAAGUUCCAAAGAAUGGAAAUCCCGAUCGAAAUCUCGAGGCUGGAUAUUGUGCCUUGUGCAAAUUCAGAGAAUCCUUAAACAAGCAUUUUCCGGGACUUUCAGAGCUGUUCCCCAAAAAAUAA